AUGCCCUAUGAUUGGGGACUGCGAGUCGAACUUCGCUUUCACAUGAAAGUCGAGAGGGCAACACACUCACUCUCAUCCUGGCGAGCCAAACUCAUUCCGGCCGCCGUGCCCGAGAGGCGUGCCACACCUACUCUGCACAACAUCUCCGAGCGUCGACUUCCAUUAGGUACUCCGGCAGAUCGCCUACUGCUGCGCUCUUCAAAGCCAAAAUCCCCCUUCAGCCAUAUCAACGUCGUCAAGGCCGAAGACUUGGAGCGCGCAAGGGCCCAUCAAGAACCUGCCUCCAACCCAUACGUUUCUUCUUCACCCGGACCCUCGCCCAAGUCAUCUAGCAAGAGUUUGACUCCUCGCGAGGCUGGCAAGAUGUCUUAUCUUUACUCAAGUUCCGAGGACCAGGUUCGUCUCGCUCAACUGGCGACAGCAAGGCUCGAAAGACAGAGCAAGAGGAUCAUCGAGAACGAUCCCAUCAUUCCCUUGAGCAAGCUCAUCGACCCCAAGACAACACGACACAGGCUCCCCAAACAUUGGCCAGAUCUUGAUUACCCAGACUCAAGCGAUAACGAUGUGACCUCGACGAGUCGCGCAUCCAGAAGGGAAAGCCCAUUGGACGUCCACGCCAAAGUUUUCCGACCCGGCUCGCGCGACAGUUCUAUCUCUCGCAGCCUUGAGCCAUCUCGGAAAGACUCUGCUCCUCUCAGUGCAGAUGAUGGAGACUUUCAGCUCGUCACUAGCAAAAAGACCAAGCCCUCAUCUAGACCUGCUGUUGGCUUGAAUGCGCACGAGGUCAAAGUCGAUGACAAGUUGUCAGCUAUCACCGUCUCCUUCAACAGGCAGGAAAUCAACGAAGUUUUCGGCAACGACCUGCCUCCCCUUGCUUACUUCCAGGGAAAUGUCGGAAACAGAGAAGGUCAGGUCGGAUUUGCGAUGCAUCCCAAUGGUGACAUCUCAGCUCAGCAGUGGUCACAAUCCGAUUACCAGUGGUUCAACAUCGGUCAAUUCUCCAAUUCACGCAGGCGUACUGAGGGUACCCUUGCCUCCCAUCGUCUGAAGGGCGAGAACGAAUUACAUUCUCUCCUUCAGCAUAGUCUUUGUUACUUCAGAGCGGUUGCGAAGCAGCAUGAGGCGUCCACGAUGAAGCUACCCUUCGGUCUCAAAGAAUUGCAAGCUUACAUGCCCAAGGUCUCUGUCAAUCGCCCUGCGCGAAAAAUAGCAGUUACACCUUCUGUUACAGAAACUCCAACCAGAUCGGAGUCUGAACAGCGCCACCCAGAGAAAAAAUAUCCUGCACGUACACCGUCGCUUGGACCAGAGCUUGAGCCUUGGGCACAAGGUUACGCCUCUCGUGUUCGCAGUAGACGCAAGUUGUCCAGUACUCCUGUGACAGUGCCAUCCAGCAACCUUUCGUUACAACGCGACUUCUUACCCUCUACCACACUCAACACUGCAUCGACCAGUGCUCUCAGCAAGCUGCCUUACGGCUUGACUGCUCUCAACAACCUAUCUUUCGGGACGUUCCAUGCAGACAGAGACCAUGAUGCUGUCAACAGUACUUUCUUUUCCCCCAAUCUCAAAGCACCUGCUUCGACACAGCCUGGUAUCAAUGAGCAUAGCCAAUACCUGAGCUCAUUCUUGCCAAAGAGCGUACCACAGACGGUUACCUCACAGCUUCACUCGUCUUCUGCCAAUCUAAACUUCUCUACCUUUCUCGAAGAGACACAACCACAAGUUUCCUCGCCUGAUCAAGUACCUGCACGGUCUCAGCGCAGUUUCACAAAGGCAUGUCUGGACAAGAUAUUUGAUGCUGCUACAUCUCGCAACAUGAAUGCCAAUGCAGGUAAUCGAACUGUCCUUCACGAUCCAUUCCAGAGCCAAUCUCCUACGCUUCCAUCGAUGAUCAAGCAAGACUCGGAAGUCAAGCAUCACGACAAUAUCUGGUCAAGUACUCCAAUCGGUGAGGCGACUUCGAGUUACAUUGGCGAGGCAUCUUCUUCCACGAGCAGUGAGGAUGUUGCCUUCGAUCCUCUUGUUAGCGAGCCCGAGUUCGCACCAAAGUCUAAAACCAUGGAGAUUAUUGACAUCAAUCUACCACGCAUGACGACUGAAGAGCUUGCUGUGUACUCGAGACCAAGCCCUCAGAACUUCAACGGUCCGUUCUUCAUGGGCAGCCCUGACGUUCCGAGCGAAGCCAGCAGGAAAAGCCACGAGCAGGAGCUUCAUGAUUGGUUCUAUAGUGGACUCACAAUUACCGAACGUCAGAACGAACAUUUUGAGUACAUCAAGGCAGCACAUAACCAAACAUCUAGCAUCACACAGCCAAUGGUUAAUCCUGGACCCAUCGGAACACCUCCUGCUAGUUCGGUGUCGGGUGGAAACCGAGAGCCGGAACCGUUCAAUGAAGUCACAACGCGCUUGUUUCUCUCCAUGCACGAGAGCCUCUCACAAUACACUCAAGGCCCUAUCGAGCAGCGUCGCGGAUUUCUUGCUCCAUUCUGCGAUCCACCAGAAUGGUGCAUCGACAAGAGCGCCAAUGGCAACAACAGCUUCUUUGGCGAGGAUUGGAACUCGCGCUACAGACCUCUCCCUUUCGAGAGCAAGUUUGACGCUUUCGAUGGGCACCGCGGUGUCGGUGCUAGUGGGGUUCGCCCUUCCAACGCAAGGCUUAGAUUCGGCUCGAAUCUGAAGUACUGA
This is a messenger RNA of Aureobasidium uvarum, 2688 nucleotides long. NCBI's taxonomy places the organism in Eukaryota, Fungi, Ascomycota, Dothideomycetes, Dothideales, Saccotheciaceae. The record is from the annotation of a GenBank genome assembly.